This is a messenger RNA of Porites evermanni, 10301 nucleotides long. NCBI's taxonomy places the organism in Eukaryota, Metazoa, Cnidaria, Anthozoa, Scleractinia, Poritidae. The record is from the annotation of a GenBank genome assembly.
AUGAGAGACGUAUUCAGAGGUCUUUUUGUCUGUGAUUUGUGUCUUGAGGUUUGUGUCCGUUACUUUAAUUUACUUUUUUCUUAUUAUGAACCUCUCUUGUUUUACUCAUGUCCCCACUACUAGUGAUCAACUAAAAACUUGUCUCCUUGUUACCUUUAUCUCUAUACGCAUUUGCCCCACCCUAAUCAUAUGAUCAUAUGUAUCUGUGCAUUUAUUACAGUGUAUUGUUCUUUAGCUAACAAUACAAAAUUGACAAGGUUUCUUAACCUGUUCACUCAAUCAAGAAGCCAAAGUCAAAAUUAUAAAAAGAAAACAAACUUUUAUUUUGCAAAAUUUUAAAAAGGCAAACAGUACCUCGUGUAAGUACUGCCUUUCGAGGUUUCAUUUAGAUGGUCAUACCAUAGGAUUUCGUCCACAGUCUCAAACGUUAGGACUACAUACUAAAUAAAUAGUACCGUGUAAAAGUACUACUGAAGAAGUUUAAUUGAAAUGGUCAUACCAUAGGAUUUCGUCUGCAGUCUCAAAAGUUAAGACUACAUACUAAGCACCUUGAGAACAGCACCAUGAGAAAGUAGUGGGGGGAAGGAUUCAUUUGAAUGGUCACACCAUAAGAUUUCAUCCACAGAUUCAAACGUUAGAACUAGAUAGUAAAUAAAUAGUACCAUGUGAAAGAACUGCUGACGAGGUUUCAUUUGUAUGGUAACACCAUAGGAUUUCAUCCACAGGCACAAAAGUUAGAACUACAUACUAAAUAAAUAGUACCAUGUGAAAGUACUGCUCAAGAGGUUUCAUUUGAAUGGUAACACCAUAGGAUUUCGUCCACAGACUCAAAAGUUAGAAUUACAUACUAAAUAAAUAGUACCAUGUGAAAGAACUGCCGAAGAGGUUUGAUUUGAAUGGUAACACCAUAGGAUUUCAUCCACAGAAUCAAACGUUAGAACUACGUACUAAAUAAAUAGUACCAUGUGAAAGUACUGCUGAAGAGGUUUCAUUUGAAUGGUAACACCAUAGGAUUUCAUCCACAGAAUCAAACGUUAGAACUACGUACUAAAUAAAUAGUACCAUGUGAAAGUACUGCUGAAGAGGUUUCAUUUGAAUGGUAACACCAUAAGAUUUCAUCCACAGAAUCAAACGUUAGAACUACAUAGUAAAUAAAUAGUACCGUGUGAAAGAACUACUGAAGAGGUUUCAUUUGGAUAGCAACACCAUAAGAUUUCAUCCACAGACUCAAAGGUUAAAACUACCUCACAAGUGUCCAUCGUUAGCUCUGGGAGUGAAAGUAUUUCCUUUGGCCCCAGUACCUUCAGACUUGGUCCUGCCAUUGCGACGUUUUCUAAGAAAAAACAGACUAACCACAGUCCCUUUUUUUUUCGUAAGAUCGUCGACAUCGUGCGCUUACCGUUACGGACGGCAAUCUUCGUUUCAAAUGUACUGAGAGAGUGGGCCCCGGGGUUCAUGGCGGUUGGGGGAAGGGACCAUCCCCCGCCCGUUCCCCCUAAGUAGAUCUGAUACACAUUCCCAGGCUACACUCGGUACAUUUGAAGCCAAGAUGGCCGCCCGUAAGGGAAGGUGCUUGAUUCCAGUGUUCUCCCUAGGUACUUAAGGCUAGGCGGACCGCCUGGCUUAAUUCACUGGAACGUUGUUGCCGCCCUGCUUAAAAACCAAAGAUUCAACCGGGCGGAAGCUUAUGUUGACAUUUAGAGCUAGGUAUGUUAAAGACAAAAUCACUCAAAAGAGGGAAUAAACCAUUGUCUGGUGUCUUCAUUUGUGUAUUUUCUCGCAACAUAUUGGUUAUAAAAGUGGUUUAUCGUUGGAUGAAAAUGUUGAAACCUGCAGCGAUGCAUUCAUUUUGUUGAAUGGCCCUUUAAGGAGCUUUAAACAUAGAGUACUAAAGGAAAUUAUUUCGCUCGCAGUCAACCCAAGACGCGCGGAACAAAGACGAAAACCUUGUCAUAGCAAAUCGAGAUCUUUUUUUACAACUUAAACGAAGUUCCCAAGACGAUAAAUUUUUAUUCAGGCUACAACAGGCUUCGUAUAAACACCGUUAAAAAUCACAGUCAAGAUACCCGCUGGCCUUCCCAAGAUCCUAGGGAGAACACUGGAUUCCGACGAUAUUACGAGAAAAAUCAUAGGGCACUGUGAACAGUUUAGGAAAAAAAUUUCACUCCACUUUGUCUCACUUCACCUUGGUAUAAUAAAUGUGUACCGGGGAAAUACACCUGGGAUAACCCCACUAUGGAGUAACAUGUCAUCCAGGGAGACUAGCAAUGCUUCUAGGUGCUGUAUUCUACCAAACCUUGGAAAGCCCUGCCUCUGUGAACCAUUUUAGCCCGUCUGUGCUUCAUCUUCUUUUGAUCUCACAAACCCUAUCAUCUCUAACGGUGACGCGAUUAAGAGACUUGACUAAAUGUGUUUUCUUUUAUGUUUUGCAGUAUAUAUCUUUAUCAAAGCGACUUGCACCAGAAGCUAUUAAUUUCUUAUGUGGUAUUCUAUUUCUGGGAUCCAGCAAAGAAGGCCGCACUCGUAAGUAACCAAAAACUUACGCAGCGGGAAUGUAGUUCCUGUAAGCUUUGUUAUUCUUACCGUCUGAAAAUGAGGGUAAGGUGAGCAACCACUCUCCCUUUUUGGUUUAUUCAACGUUUUUUUGCUUUGUCCUUCAAGUUGAUAAGGCAUACUGUCUUUCCAUAGGCAGUCAGGUAUAUAAUGUAAAAACAACUGUUAUCGAUGAAGCGCUAUCUAGUUAGUCAGACGGUCGGUCACGUACAGGAGGCAGUCAGUUUGUCUGUUAGCUACAGUACUCAGCCAUGGGGAAUGACAGACAGCCAGUUUUGUAAAUAAAUCAAUUAAUGUUGUCUUCGUUUCUCUUUAAAUAGUAGCUUCAACCAAUUCGCCACUUUAGAAACAAGAAGGGAACUGAAGCCGAAAUACGUCCCGCAAUUGUGUCUGGGAUGGUUACUGGGGAGGCGCCGGUCAGCUACUGGCCAGUUUUUUUUAAACCUGUGCUUAGUAACAGUCCCAGACUGAAAAGUCCCAGAAGUCUUUGUGAAAGUUAACUCAUCCCAGUUUCCUUUCUCGUUUCUAAAGUGGCGAGUCCAUAGCUGUAAUGCAAGCUUCCUUUCAAACUUCUUGAAAUUAUUCGCUUAUACCUUCAAGAGUAACCAACCAUUCUGUUUUACAGCUCAACUCGUACUACCGUUUAAAGAGAGUACUAAAUGGCGUGAUCUUCUCAAACUUCAGUCAGAUGCCAGGUUAGUAAAGCAUCUCCCAGGCUUUUGUUCGUCCAUUGAAAUGAUUGCCGAAUUUAAAGGGGUUACGUCAAGCUAUUUGCGAUAUUUUUAAAAAGCUAAAAGGUGUCUUCGCAUCGAUUGAAUUCCAAAAAAAUGUCCCACCUUAGUCAUUGAAGACUAUAUUUAGGCAUUGAAACUGUUUCCUGUCGUCCGUUGCUACGGAUGGCAAGGAUGGGCCAGUACUGUUGUGAGGUUCAAGAUUUAUCACAGACUUUUAGAUUCUAAGACUAGGACGACUACGAAAACGAUCAAUACUAAGUAUAGGUUCAGUCUCCAACCUUUGGUGUCUCUAUGCGCCCGCGGUAUUCCCGCGGGAGGGAAGUAACGCGGGCGCAUCAAGACACCNCUGUUUUACAGCUCAACUCGUACUACCGUUUAAAGAGAGUACUAAAUGGCGUGAUCUUCUCAAACUUCAGUCAGAUGCCAGGUUAGUAAAGCAUCUCCCAGGCUUUUGUUCGUCCAUUGAAAUGAUUGCCGAAUUUAAAGGGGUUACGUCAAGCUAUUUGCGAUAUUUUUAAAAAGCUAAAAGGUGUCUUCGCAUCGAUUGAAUUCCAAAAAAAUGUCCCACCUUAGUCAUUGAAGACUAUAUUUAGGCAUUGAAACUGUUUCCUGUCGUCCGUUGCUACGGAUGGCAAGGAUGGGCCAGUACUGUUGUGAGGUUCAAGAUUUAUCACAGACUUUUAGAUUCUAAGACUAGGACGACUACGAAAACGAUCAAUACUAAGUAUAGGUUCAGUCUCCAACCUUUGGUGUCUCUAUGCGCCCGCGGUAUUCCCGCGGGAGGGAAGUAACGCGGGCGCAUCAAGACACCCAAGGCUGGAGAUUGAGCCUAGACCAAGAGGUGUGCGCGCAUAUGAACCAGCGUCAUUUUGGCGGGAAAUAGUCGUCGUCAUUCUACUACGGGUUUUAGGGAAAAUGUCUUAGUUGCGGAAUCAAGUUAUCAAGUGUUAGAAGUUUCGUCAUUUUGGUAGCGGAAGAGGGCUUGACCUCCUUUAGUAAAGAUAACAGAGCUAGCUUUUUGGUGAAGAAUAAGUAAAGUGAAGCUUUCUGGGGUGUCUCCUUCUUGACAAAAAUACGCGAAAAAAGUUGAAGGCAAAUCUCGUAAUCGUAGUCGUUCUCGUCCUCGAAUCCAAAGGUACGUCUCUAUGACGAAGUUGCACAGGAAAGUGGGUCAAUUUUCCUUUUGCGAAACAGUCCCAUAGUACAUUUCGAUACAACAUCGACCCCACUAAAAUGGCUACUACUGUUGUGGGAUUCAAGAUUUAUCAGAGACGUUUCUACGAUUCUAAGACGAGGACUACUGAGAGAACGAGAUUUUCUCAAUACUAAGUAGUGCGCGCGCGUGAACCAUCGUUAUUUUGGCCGAGAUUUAGGGAAACAAGUUAUCAAAUGUUAAAAAUUUUAUCAUUUUGCGACCGAGAGGAGGGUGUAACCUCCUUCAAUAAAAACAACCGUGUUAACUUUUAUGUGAAAAAAAAAAAAAAAUUCAAUGAAGCUUUCCGGGGUGUCUAUUUUUUGAGAAUAGGCGAAAAAACCUUGAGUCAAAUGUCGUCUUCUUAUUUAAAGAUCUCUAUUUUGGCGCCGCCAAUCUGUAGACUCUUUGUAAUUAGUUGGGAUUGCUUCUUUUUCCCUGACCGACUGUCUACCAGACACCGUCAUCUUGAAAAUGAAAGCAUGUAUAUGUAUGCUUCCUUUUUGUAUAUCACGUGUCCUUCCUAGGUCUCUUACGUUGAGAUCAAACUUAUUUAUUCCAGCUUUUCUUCCGCAACCAUCCUCUCGGUAGCACGAGGGACGUUUUAGUGGAGUCUGAAACAAUCGCCAUCGUGUUGCUCGUUAACACAUGGGCUAGUAAACCGUUCUACGCGCCACAAAUUCUCCUCCAUGCCAGCGAUGAUUCCUGGGCAGAAUCAUUGGUGAUAUGGACAACGUAAUGUUCUUAUACGUGUUGUAACAUCUUUAUCAAUAUAAUGUUAUUAUGCUACCAUGUAAUGUUAUUAUAGUUUAGUGAAUAAAACGUUUUAACGAUUUGAUAACGGCUGUCAUCAAACAAAUUGCAAAGGUUUCUUUAUCUUUUAGCUCCUUGGUUGUGAAACCUUUACCAAUAACAAAGACCCUUGGAGAGGUCUCAGAAGCUGAACUGACAACAGAUGAAGUCAGGUAAAGUAAAGACAAGUCCACAAGAUAGCAUUUUAACUAAAUAUUUUAGUUGCCAGAAGCCUUCCAUACAAUUGUUGCAUGACAUUUCAGUUAUUAAACACGUCCUCUUAGACCAGCUUUAAGUACACACAACUAACGUUCCGAACCGUAUUUUUUUUAAUAAUAAGGACCUUAAGAUCCGAGGACGGCGACGGCAGAGAAAACGUCGCUCAAAAAGUGAAAUUCGCGUUCUUUCAAUCUUCAUCGCGAUUACUCCUAAAGUUGAAUUCCUAAGAACCAUAUUCAAGUUCAGAAAGAUAGAGGAAAGUUCGUCGUCGCUUGUGUACUUCCUCUGUACAUCGUGAAAUGAGGCAUUUUCACGUCGUAGUCGUGCAGUGACGACAAAGAAAUGUACAAAAAAGCGUGAUGCACGUGCAAAAUUGUUGUUUUGCUAAUUAAACCUAUUGCUUUUGUGGCGUUCCCGUUGCCGUCGCCGUUGUCGGAUCUUAAGGUCCCUAAUAAGGUAUGGAAGUAUAGCGGCUUUCGAAUCUUACGUAGUUUUUGGCCAUGUUCCACUAUACCGAAUACCUUUUGCGCCGCCCCGAAAAUCAUACCAGUAGGGAUUCUGUUCACACAUAAGAACGGUGAUUUUGGCGCGAUUUCUGUGACGGAGCGAGGCUGCGCCCCGCCGAUCUAGAAAGUGGUGCGUCUCAUAUCGGAUAGGUAUUGUGCCAUUCUUUAAUGCUGUACGAAGACCUAUCGGCCCGUCGCGGAAGUAAAUAAGUAGGAGCGAGGACUGGAACCCACUAAGACGGAAGUAUAUUCAGGAGUGAGGACUGGGAUUUAAGUUCAACAAACCCUCUCGGCCAACCGCGCCGGCACGAUGGCAAUGAGUCUGAACGAUUUGUGCCGCCAAAAACUAUACCAGAUUAUUUUUCAUGUCGGCACGAAAAGCAAUCUCGUAUAGUGUGAGCAUAGCCUGUAGUUUUUCUUCGGCACGUAACUAUUAUCGCGGCAAAGGCUGUCGCACUAUCCGACACGGAAUUCAGAAUGAUAUCUUUUGACUGGUAGAAUUUUUGUUUUGUUUUUCUACCCAAGUACGCCGUUUGAAUCAGUGGCGUGCUUCCAAAGUUGCGCCAAAAUAGCCCCAAAGUCGAACUUUAUCAAUGUUCGGCAAAUGAGCUGUAUGGCGAUCAAGCCGAUGCUUACUUGCUACUUGUAUUAAUUUCAGGAUUUCCGCGUUAAAUCAUUGCCUGUCUGCCUUGAACAAAUUUGUCGACAUGUACCAAGACCUCCCCGCAAGUGUAGAGAUAUUUGCGCCAGUUAAAGAACACCUGCAGAGGUACGUAAUGCAUUGUCAAUUCAAAAACCAGAAGUUUUUCAUCGGAGAUUCACACAUGAUUUUCUUUUCUCUUUAACCUUUAAUGAAUGAUUUUGUUACUGGUUUCGUUUAGAGUCCUGAAUUCCUGAACAAGUCUUGAAAUUUGUAAACCAAUUUCAAAGAUCUGGAAAAUGGGUAAAAAUAGAAAUAACGUCUGGAAAAAGUGCAAAAAUUCUGCAAUUUUUUUCCAGAGCUACAACAAGUGCUUCAUAAUAAGUGAAUUUUUCCUCGUGGUCGAAUCUUGCCCGCAGCCAAGACAUUCAAUCAUAGACUGAGAACAUUCAGAACUCUCUUGUAUCCGCAUUGCACAGUGGUAACUGUACUUUUGUAGUUCAUCAUGGAAAAAGCUUAAGUUUCCUGCCUUUUUCCAGUUCUCUAUUGGCUCUAUUGGUCACCUAUUUGAUAUCCUUGAGUCCGGAAAAAAGAAAUGAUUGUUUUGGAAAUGGAAAAAGUCUUCAAUUGUGGAUCCAAAAAGCCUAUACGAACCCUGUUGUAAAGUGGUCUCUUAAGGUUGUUUUAUUUGCUGUUUUAUUUUGCAGAAUACCCGUGAACCUUUAUCCUUCCCCAUUUAAGGUAACGUUUCCUUUCACAGCUUCAAUUGGGGAUACUAAAACGACCGUGACGAUGGAAAUGAAAACGUCAACUGUAAAAACAGGGCACGCAUACUCCAGCACACCCAAUAUGGAGUUUAAGCAAUCUUGACAAAUACGGGAACGAGAACGUCAAAAACAAUUGCUUUUAUAGGCAAAAAAAACUCUGCGCGGACAUCACACUUUUACACUGUUUGAAAAACGAGCGGGUGUGUAUUUCGCCUCGAGUUUUUAAACCUGAUAAUACACGACUGCGAGUUUUUUGCACGGCCUUAAAAUCUUUGAUAUAGAUCAACUCAUUCUUGCUGUAAUAUUUAGAUUUUAGAUUAUUUUGAUCUAAAAAAAAAUAGACGUACAGUUUAGCCGUGUCUCUAUCAGAUAUAAAGACACGUUAAACAUUAAUGUCUUUUGUUUUUUUCCGUAUAAAUUAUUAAUGAGUUUUUGAAGUAAAUUUCUUUAACUUCGACAGCCCAACUACAGGUGCGAAAGUUGCUAAUAUGACGUUUUAUGGGACGUGAAAACACGACGACAAAUUUUCCUUGCUCUUUUGAACUUGGCUGAGAAAGUGGCAUGGGAUUUUUUUAACCAAUCAGUGACGCACUGAUGCUUAGGCGUGGGAAAACACGUCGAGAAAGUAUCAUAUCUCUGAUAGGCUGAGAAAUCGCACGUGAUUUGUUAACCAAUCAGAGACACAGAAAUGCACGCGUGGGAUUGGCUGAGAAAAUGGCAUGAGAUUUCUCAACCAGUCAACGAUGCAGGACUGUAACUAUUUUUGACACUUAUUGAAAUUGCUACUGAGGUGUCCAGGUCACUUCUCUAACUUUUUUAUUUCUUUAAAACAGGAGCUUCACGGCACCCUUUUGUCAAGACUAAACGAUAUUUACAACGCGAGCUUGAGCAGAAAGCAUUUGACCUUACAAGCGCGUAAGCCAGAAGCUAUCAAGACUUUCGAACCGAAGUUCGAGGAACAGUAAGUCGGGAUAUUCUUUAUCGGGCUUUCGCAUGCGUUCUUGUUUCGCUAGCGUGCACCGCAGACUUACUCUAAUAGCGCCUAGUGACGUCACCCAACGGACCCAACUAGUUACCGGAAAUGCACUUUGAAUUUCUCUUCAACCUGAUUGACAAAUCGACAAUGGCUUUUUUAACAGGCCAAUCACGGCGCGUACUCAAAUCCUGGUACACAGGUGGGGACCCUGAUCAAGGAUUUCGCCGCUGUUACGCAGACGGACUUAAUCAGAGGUUUAGUUCUGUCUGUGGCGCAGGCUGUUGUUGCUCUAACUUGGUAAAGGAGGUACCAGGCGAAACUUUACCUGCGGAGGGUGUUGGAUUAUUUUUGGGUGGAGCUAAGCUUUAAUUCGUGAGCAAGCGUUUGGCUCGGGACGUUAGAGUGUAGUAGAUAGUCUACGAGUGUGUAGUCCACUCCUCAGUGGACAACUGGGAAAAGCCUCGUCUAAAUCAACAAGCUAAUCGCAUUAACGAAACACUUACACUUUCGAGAUUGCUUUCAUUUACGUUUUUGUUAAAUUUAAUAGCAGUUGUUUUGAUUAUUUUAUUUUGCUAUGGUAACUGAUGAAGACGUGAUCGUUUUAAAAAUCGGUUGCGCCACAAAGGACAGCUAGUUGUCAACUAGCUGUGCAAAGGUUAAAUAAUUUCCUCUAAUAAACCAUUUGUUUUCGUCCGUUUUGAAGUUACGAAGUCCGAUCAAGACGCGGAGCAGGGAACAAGGCAUCAAACGAAAAACAGAAACUGAGAUACAAGUACAAGAAGGAGUUUAAGGUUGGACUAUAUUUUUCCUUUGGCUAUAAACUGGCGAAGAUACGAAAUUUCUUGUAGUAUAAAAUAUUUCUCCGCGCGAGAAGAGAAAUUUCGUACCUCCAAAGCUGUGAACAUUUUAACGUCAUUUCUGUGUCUAUACUAUAGUGCAGACCUGGGAGUUUUUUUUCUUUUUCUUUUUGUUUUAUUUAUUUAUUUAUCUUUCAAUAACAUUGAUAGUUUUUUACUAUCCAUGUCGGGUGAACUUUUUUAGAAAAUCGCGUUUGAAAGACAGAAAAGAAAAUUGCGCUAUUAUGACGUCAUUUCCAUGGUUUAAACUCUCCUGGACCAUAACCUUUGACCAAUCAGCGAGCGAGAAAUCCCUCAGUUAUUGUCAAAAUAAAAAAAAAAUCAGUAAUCGCUGAAUUGCUGUUAAGCGAGCGCGCUGAGAAAUAAUUUCCAAAUGUGGUGCUUAUUUAAAGAGGCCCUCUUUCCAGUAAAUAUGUCAGGAAUUCACUUUGGCCAACAAUUUUAUCCGAACAGUGUUUCUGUAGACGGUGACAAGGAAGCAAAUAAUAUAAUGGACUAAAAAACAUUGGUCUACAUUCAUUCAAUUUGAUUGUCUUUCCCAAAACUUUUAAACUCGAAAGUUUUCUCAACAAAAAUACUCUGUCCACGUAAGAGCAAAGCCAGUGUGCCGGUCAUAGGGUUUACACUUCUCAAUCAUAACCUUCGCAUCCUUCAAGGGAUGUCCCAUGUACGACAAUGUCGUUUUCAGUUUCUGUCUUCUUGUGACUCGCUAGGGUGCUAUACGAGAAAUAAGAAAAGACAACAAGUUCCUGGCCAAACAAAAACUGCAAGAACAGCUAGAAAAGUAAGUGAAAAGUAGAGAAGUCAGGCAAGUAUUGAAAUAGAACGGGAGUUUAAGGAAUGCUGGUUGAUUGUGUCUGAAAAAGAAUGACAUAACCUCAAUCCUUUUGAAUCCAUUCUUCUUUUUAUUUCUACUUUAUUAUCACAUGCAAUUAAAUACUGUCUUUUUUAUUUUCUAGGGACGCAGAGCGAAUGCGUAAGGUGAAAGAAAUAGAGCACAUGCUAUCUAACCAGCAAGCGGAAACUAACGCAAUGAACCGCAAAAAAAGAAAAUUGGGCAAAUAG